AUGAAGGAGAGGGGCUAUGAGCGGUCUCAGGAUCAAUGCCGCGUCAAAGUGAAGAAACUUCGCCAAACUUAUGAAGGUGUGAGACGCAUUGAAGAAGAGUGGGAGUUCUGGAGAAGAAAAAGACAAAUGUCCCUGAUCACAAGGAAACUGCAGCACCUCCAGAUGACACCACUGAUGGAGAGGACCACAGUGCUGCACCCAGCUGUGAUGAAACAAAGAAAGAAAGGCAGGCUAUCCGUGGUGUUCAGGCAAGGCGGCACUUGGGAAGGAAGCGCAAAGCUGAAGCUUCAACGUCUGACUGUGGGUUGCAGGCUUAUAUUGCCCAGCAAACCAAGCAGCUGCAACAGAUGUUUGAAGCUGAGCAAAACCGUCAAACGCAGGAGAGUACAGCUCUGGAGAGUCUUCUAA
Molecule: messenger RNA, 408 nt
Organism: Knipowitschia caucasica
Lineage: Eukaryota; Metazoa; Chordata; Actinopteri; Gobiiformes; Gobiidae
Source: the annotation of a GenBank genome assembly